AUGGAAAACACAUCACAGUUCCAUUUUGAUAACUUCACAGACGGAGACAGAAACUCGGAUGUAGAUUGGACAGAUUUUAAGACCAGUCCCGAGAGUAGCGGAGUGCUAGAGGGUAUACCAUAUUACCAUCGAGUUAUUGUUGCAUCCGUCUUAAUUUCAUUGAUAUUGAUCGGCCUCUUGGGUAACACCAUCGUCAUCAUCACCGUCGUCGCCGCCAAAAAGCUUCGUACGACCACCAACAUACUGGUGGUCAAUCUUGCAUUUGCAGAUUUGAUGACGUGCAUCUGCAUCCCGUUCAACGUUGUGGCCCUUCUAAGCCAAACAAAUGAAUAUCCCUUGCCUGACUUCAUCUGCGCCACCAUUUCUGGAGUCACCACUUCCUGUAUCUGCUGCAGUGCCUCAACUCUAGCUGCCAUCGCCGUUGUCCGUUGGUACGUCAUAACGAGAUCCGUCCGUGGCCAACAAGGAACCCUUGGCUAUUCGGAAUUCUAUUCUCUGUGUUUUACAACGGACACAAACCCUUUUGAGGUGUGCUAUGCUAUCAUCCAAGGAGUUUCAAUUGUCAUUGUCUUGGCCGUAACCAUGGUAUUUUACUUUCUCAUCCUGUACCAUAUUCUUCAGCACAAUAAGCGCUUUCGGGACAGGUAUGAGGCUGACAAAACCUCAGACGAAGCUCAAGGCCAGGAUUCAUCACCAUCUUCCGUAUCUCGUCCACCUAUGAUCAAGGCCAUCAACAGAAAGGAGAUCAAGAUUACAAAGAAUCUCUUCAUCGUUGUCUGUAUCUUUAUCGUCUGUUUCCUACCAACCGGGGUGAAUCUGAUCAUUCCUGGUAGGAGUGUUUACACCUUGUACAGCACCAUGGUAGUUCUGGCAAACAGCGUCGUGAACCCAAUCGUAUAUGGACUAAGGCAUCCCAACUUCCAGGAAGUCUUCCAAGAGCAUCCUUUGCUGCAGGUGUUCCGAGGAGGAGUCAUCAAGUCAAAAGUGAAUAAAUCGUAA
This is a messenger RNA of Lytechinus pictus (painted urchin), 999 nucleotides long. RefSeq names its product ceropsin-like. The coding region runs from base 1 to 999 and encodes 332 amino acids. Gene Ontology annotation, cellular component: membrane. Gene Ontology annotation, biological process: G protein-coupled receptor signaling pathway. Lineage: Eukaryota; Metazoa; Echinodermata; Echinoidea; Temnopleuroida; Toxopneustidae. The transcript is spliced from 2 exons. Gene Ontology annotation, molecular function: neuropeptide Y receptor activity. The record is from RefSeq and is a predicted model, not a curated record.